AUGCAAGGUGGACAGCACAUCGGGAAGAUUGUGGUGAAGAUGCCCGAGGAGCCGAAGGAGUUACCCACAAACGUCGGUCUUGAAAGCUCACCACUCUUUUUUAGCGAGAAGGCAUACCUCCUUGUCGGUGGCCUGGGUGGCCUGGGUGGACUGGGUCGAGCUGUGUCGGCCUGGAUGAUUGAGAAUGGGGCGCGGUAUCUGGUUUAUCUCUCUCCCACUGCGCACACCAAGCCCAGGACGGAAGAGGUAUUUCGCGAACUUCAAGCUUUGGGUGGCAACACCACGCUGGUUACAGGAACUGUCACGAACAUCGAGGACAUCAGGCGGGCAGUGGAACUUAGCCCUCGACCUAUCGCAGGUGUGCUACACAUGCCAAUGCUAUUAAGAGAUCGAUCUGUAGUGCAGAUGACAAUAGAAGACUGGGAGGGAGCAACCGCACCCAAAGUGCAGGGAGCGUGGAAUCUGCACCAGGUCUUUGACCACAAUAUGGACCUAGACUUCUUCCUCAUCUUCAGUUCCAUUGUGGGUCAUCAAGGGAACUGGGGGCAGACCAACUACGCUGCUGGAGGCACCUUCCAGAAUGCCCUGACCCAUCAUCGCCGAGCUCUCGGGCUGCCGGCCAAUGUCAUUGACGUCGGCGUCAUGGGUGAAGUGGGCUACGUCAGUGAGCACGCCGCAACCUUCCAGAAACUGAAGGGCGUCAACCUUCUACUCUCCGAGAGCGAAGUCCUGCAAUCGAUCCGGGUGGUUCUUAGUCAGCACCGUGCUGCAAAAGCCGCCGGGGCCGAGAGCUCAGGUGGGAUCGCCGACCUCCUUGUCGGCUAUAUAUCCCAAACAAGGGGACUCAACGGCCUUGCCAAGGAUGACGUCCGAGUGAGCGUGCAUCGCAACCUGAACACAUCUCGUAGGAGCGGUCUGGUCUCGGGCGACAGUCCCUUGAAACAAUUCCUCAACACGGUGGCUGCCAACCCCGAGGUCUUGCGCGAGGACUCGAGCCUCGAGAUUGUUACCAACGAGAUUGUGAAUAUGCUGUGCUCCAUCAUGUCAUUGCGCAAGGAAAGUAUGGAUAUAACCUCCUCGUUGACUGCCCUAGGCCUUGAUUCCCUGGUCAGUGUCGAGAUACGCAGAUGGUGGCGUCAGAACCUUGGGCUUGAAAUCAGCGUGCUGCAAAUCUCCUCGCUGGGUUCCGUACAGCAGCUAGGGGUGCUAGCUAUCGAUUCACUUCAGGAGAAGUACCUAGGAGGUGAGGGACAGCACAAUUCUUCUGAGAAGUAA
Messenger RNA from Aspergillus luchuensis, 1275 nucleotides. RefSeq names its product beta-ketoacyl reductase. Lineage: Eukaryota; Fungi; Ascomycota; Eurotiomycetes; Eurotiales; Aspergillaceae. Gene Ontology annotation, molecular function: fatty acid synthase activity; phosphopantetheine binding. The coding region runs from base 1 to 1275 and encodes 424 amino acids. The record is from RefSeq and is a predicted model, not a curated record. Gene Ontology annotation, biological process: fatty acid biosynthetic process; secondary metabolite biosynthetic process. The transcript has 2 exons.